CCCUCAGACCUCCCCUCAGACUUUGGCCUCCUCUCGCUCAGUCAGUCUGACCUCCUCUAUCAUCCCUCCUCUCCUUACUCCUCGUGUGAUCCUCCUCUCCUCCCCCCCUCCUCCCUCUGUGACCCCCUCAGACCCUCCUCCCCCUCUUCUUACUCUCCUAGCUCUCCCUUCUCGUCCUCCAUUCCUCCUACCCCCUUCUCCACUCUCUCCCCAUACACCUCCUCUUCCUUACCUCCUUCCAGGACCUUCACCACCUCACCGCAGCUCCUACCCCCACCUCCCCACUUCUCCACCACCCACAGGAGUCCAGUGUGGAAGGAGAGAGGAGCCGAGGAAGAGGGGGACAUGAGGAAGAGGAGACAGCAGGAGGUGGAGGAGGAAAGGCAGCAGGGGGAGGGCGAGAGUGCCUCCGAAACCUCAGAGAGCAUGGGAGGAGGCGGGGGGCGGGGUUUCCUGCUCAGCCCCGCCCACCUCCUAAUGAGGGAAGAGGAGGACAGCGAGGAGGAGGAGGAGGAGGAGCUGACCUCCUUUAGACCUGCAGUUCUGCGCCGCUCGCUCUCUGAGGGUUCUCUGCUGCAGGAACCUCGGUCUCCUCGCUUCCUGUCUGACAGCACCAUCCAUCGACUUGCCGGACAUGCCACCUUCGACGUGGACACUGGCCCCGCCCCCGGGCCCCCCUCCAUCAGCGCCUUGAGGAACCAGCUGACCAAAGAGGGCGGUUCUCUGCACCACAUGCUGCUGCUACUCAACGGCUCCAAGGAUUCAGAGUUCAGAAACCUUCAACUGAAGAAGAAAACCAAGAACCUAGCCACUGAUGUUCGGAGUCGCUUGCUGUUUCUACGGCGACGCAGAACCAGUGCCUGUAAACAUGGCAACAGUUUGGAGAAAGCCCUGAGGAACCACAGACCGUCCAUGAAGGAGGUGCUGCGGUGGGCGGAGAGUCUGGAGGCUCUGCUGACCAAUCAAUAUGGUCUGGCAGUGUUCCGUCACUUCCUGAGGUCAGAGUUCAGCGAGGAGAACCUCGACUUCUGGUUGGCUGUCGAGAGAUUCAAGAGGACACGCCCCCUCAGCAAGAUGGCCGCCAGAGCCGCCAAAAUCUACGAUGAGUUCAUCUCAACGGACGCAGAGAGACAGGUCAACGUGGACUCAUCUGUCAGAGAAUCGACCAAUCAGAGCCUGCGUCUGGGUGUUGGCCCCGCCUCCUUUCAGCUGGCUCAGGAUCAGAUUUUCGGCUUGAUGGAGGCAGACUGUUACCCACGAUUCCUCAGGUCCCGCCUCUACGCCCAGCUGGCCAAUCAGGGUGGUCAGACGGCCACAGAGUCAUCCAAUCAGAGCGGAGCUGGGUCUGCAGCUGUCGGCCAAUCAUGAGUGAGGAGACGGAGGCUGACCGUCUUCUGAUUGUGAACACCAGCUCCAGUCAGAGAAGAAACCUGUUGCAUCAUGGGAAAUGUAGUUUACAGUGUUUUGGACUUCACAUCAACAACAAAAAGUCAAAAAUGACAACAGAAACAACUAAAUAACAACAAUAAAUCAGAACAAAAACAAUGACAAAGACAAGAACAGCAUCCACAACCACAAAUAUGACCACAAAUACAACAACAAAUACGACCACAAA
Plectropomus leopardus (leopard coralgrouper) is the source of this 1615-nucleotide messenger RNA. NCBI's taxonomy places the organism in Eukaryota, Metazoa, Chordata, Actinopteri, Perciformes, Serranidae. The record is from RefSeq and is a predicted model, not a curated record.